AAAUGGGUGAGAAUAUGUAAUAAAAUACACACUACGCAGUGAGAGUAACCAGCCUGGCUAUGUGAUGUCACGACGACUCGACUAGAACGCGCACGGUCGGGAGUGAGCGCGCGGAAACGGGCUAUGGCUGAAAUGGUAACGUUAUCAGACAGUGACGGGGAUGCGAGUGUUCCUGUAUCAGACCCUCCAAAACAACAUCCUCCCAAACGCCGCCGCAUCAUCGACGCCUCAUCCAUCACAAACGUGCCUGUUUACUCCAACAAGGUUAACCGCUCCUUAAAUCUGAAUCCGAAAACCUUCAAAAACACCAGUCUCACAGAUGAGGAAAAGGGUGGUCCUCUUUGGUCUCCUUCCCCACCACGUGCAGAGAAACGGCCAAUCAGCAUUGAUUUGAGUGGCUCAGAGGAGGAGCCAGAACAGAGUGAAGCUCAGGAAAUCCUUCGUUCUCCCUCUCCACCCCCACCACCAUGCAGUCCACCAGUGAAACGGAGCAGACGAGCAAAUCAGAAAAUCCGAGAAAUCAACAGGAAACUGGAUGCGAUCGGCUCUCUUGUGUGUCUGUCUCCUGAGCCCCAAGAACCUGUCACUGAGUACAGAAACUCUCCAUCUCCUGUCAAUGACUAUGACGACGAUGAUGACAUCAUCAUCAUUUCUUCUGGCAGCAAACGGAAAAGAAGACUUCCCCCGAAUACUGAAGGCAGAGACUCUGCGCGAGAAAUUUCGCUAAAAUUCCGCUGCCGAACAGAGUUGUACAAAAUCCCGAUACUCUCUACGGCUCCUUUGAGAAAAGCUGUGGAGCAGCUGGCCAUCAAACUCAAUGUCACACCCAGCCAAAUUCUGUUAUUAAAGAAAGAUAUCGAUCUUCCUAUUCACUCGUCCGUCAGUGAGCUGGGUCUCGGCAUAGCUGACAUUAUUGAUUGUGUAGUAACAGAGAAUAAACAAGAAGAGAGUGACAAACGUGAUUUCAUUACUGUGCGCCUGCAAGGCAAAGAGAAAGCGUCUGUGCAGGAGUAUUCCAUACAAAAGGAUGCUCCUCUAGGGUCCAUCCUGUCUCAGUAUGUCUCUGGUUUGGCUGCCAGUGCUAGAUGGAAGGCUAAAUUCCUCUUUGAUGGGUCAAGGGUCACACAUGAUCAGACACCAGCUGAACUAGAGAUGGAGGAUGGUGACGUCAUUGAAGUCUGGUCCUGAACGUUGGCAACUAUCGAUGUUGUUGGGAGUUUUGUACUUUUACAGCACCAUUGUAUGCAAGGAGGAAGAAAAAGAUUUGUAAAGGAUGUCAGAUGUUUGUUUAGACCUCAUCACUUGUGCUGAAUAACAGACCACUGACAAAUAUUUUUGUAGGUUUCAUGAACAGCAUUCAUUUGACUUAUGUUUGAGGACAUGCAAAAACAAUAUAAAAUCCAUUUUACAUUGUGUAUAUACAACAGAUUUAUUUAAAAGUUGAUUUUUUUUAAUGAAAAUAAUUUACUUGAUUGAAAGGAAUAUAAUAAAAGGACAAAUUUGUAAGAUG
Molecule: messenger RNA, 1510 nt
Organism: Megalobrama amblycephala (Wuchang bream)
Lineage: Eukaryota; Metazoa; Chordata; Actinopteri; Cypriniformes; Xenocyprididae
Gene: nfatc2ip
Product: nuclear factor of activated T cells 2 interacting protein
Exons: 9
Coding region: 124-1188 (354 amino acids)
Biological process (GO): cytokine production; positive regulation of transcription by RNA polymerase II
Source: RefSeq, a predicted model, not a curated record